Malania oleifera is the source of this 1494-nucleotide messenger RNA. Its product is annotated as scarecrow-like protein 18. Gene Ontology annotation, biological process: meristem initiation; regulation of DNA-templated transcription. The transcript has 2 exons. NCBI's taxonomy places the organism in Eukaryota, Viridiplantae, Streptophyta, Magnoliopsida, Santalales, Ximeniaceae. Bases 1 to 1494 code for a protein of 497 amino acids. The record is from RefSeq and is a predicted model, not a curated record. Gene Ontology annotation, molecular function: sequence-specific DNA binding; DNA-binding transcription factor activity. Gene Ontology annotation, cellular component: nucleus.
AUGAAUAUGAUGAGCUCUUUCAGUUCUUCCCGCGAGGAGGAAGAGGAUUCAUCAGAUCCACAGUGCCAGCAGCUGGUACCCCAGCCGUCGCGCGGAUUCAUCGGCACCGGGGCCUCUGCCGCAAAUGCAAUCCGCAUGAAUAUGCGCCAAUUACUAAUUAGCUGUGCGGAGCUGGUGUCUCAGUCCGACUUCCGCGCUGCUUACCACUUGCUCUCCCUCAUCUCAGCCAACUCCUCUCCUUCCGGUGACUCCACCCAGAGAUUGGUCCACCAAUUUGCAGCAGCCCUCUCUCUGCGGCUCAAAAGAAUGAUCCGCCCAGCCGCUGCGCAUGCCGGCGGAGGUCAUCAUCAUCUCAGCUCCUUCAUGAUGACCAACAUUAAAAAUAGCAGUAUCAAUAAAAAUAAGAAUAUCAAUAAUAAUUAUUCUAUCACAAAUAUUGUUGCAACAGCAGCUGCAAGUGGUGGUGGUGCAAGUAGUAGUUGUGUGGCCGAGUACUACUGCUCGUCGUCGCCAGAGACUCUCCAGUCCUCUUAUCUAUCUCUAAACCAAAUCACGCCCUUUGUCAGGUUCAGCCAGCUUACAGCAAAUCAAGCCAUCUUAGAAGCCACGGAAGGCCAGCAGGCGAUCCACAUCAUCGACUUCGACAUCUUGCACGGGGUGCAAUGGCCACCACUGAUGCAGGCCAUUGCCGAUCGUCAUCGUACUAGUUUACCCGAAAGUUGUAAUCACGAUCAUCCUCGGCCUCCCACUCCUAUGCUAAGAAUCACCGGAACUGGCCAAGAUUUGGAGCUCCUCCGCCGAACCGGCGACCGCCUUCUCAAGUUUGCGCAGUCCGUGGGCCUAAACUUUCAAUUCCACAUCCUUCUUCUAAAUCAUGACGACGACCCUGCUGCUGCUGCUUCCAUGGCAGGUGCUGAAGAUGAUGAUCUGAUCAGCUGCCUCCCUUCUGCGCUUGCGCUCCUCCCUGACGAAGUCCUGGCCGUGAAUUGCGGGUUUUAUCUGCACAGACUUCUUAGGGAUGAUAACCGCUUGAUCAGCCUUUUCCUCCAAAAGAUUAAGGCCAUGAAGCCCAAAGUGGUGACCGUGGCGGAAAGGGAAGCGAACCACAACCAACCUGUGUUCUUGGAGAGAUUUGUGGAAGCCGUGGACCACUACACCGCCAUCUUUGAUUCGCUGGAAGCAACUGUGCCGCCUAACAGCCGGGAAAGGCUGGCUGUGGAGCGAAUAUGGUUUGGAAAAGAAAUAGUGGACAUUGUGGCGGCAGAGGGAGACCAAAGAAGAGAGCGGCACCAGAGGUUGGAGUCAUGGCAGGCGAUGCUGAGGGGCUCAGGGUUUUCCAAUGUUCCGUGGAGUGGUUUCGCUUUGUCACAGGCCAAGCUCCUACUAAGGCUCCAUUAUCCGUCUGAGGGCUACCAUCUCCAGUCUCUCAACGAUUCCGCCUUAUUCCUUGGUUGGCGAAACCAACCUCUUUUCUCAGUUUCUUCCUGGCACUAA